CAAGGGUUAAUGUGUGUGUGACCAUCGCGAGAUGUGGUCGCAAAUAGUGUUGGUCGCCGUGGCGCUGGUCGCUGUACGCGCAGGAUGUGACAAGGCGCCUGCAGUGGCACCGACCCAAAAACCUGACGAUGGCCCAGUGACGACGUCUCCUUCGGGCACUUUCCGAGGGUCGUGGAUGAGCACCCGGCGCGGCAGACAGUUCCAGGCGUACCGUGGGAUCAGGUACGCGGAGCCGCCCAUUGGACAGCUAAGAUUCCAGGUUUGUGCUAUUUAAUCCUGCACGCAUGCUUU
Manduca sexta (tobacco hornworm) is the source of this 291-nucleotide messenger RNA. Its product is annotated as acetylcholinesterase-1-like. The transcript is spliced from 2 exons. Lineage: Eukaryota; Metazoa; Arthropoda; Insecta; Lepidoptera; Sphingidae. Bases 32 to 274 code for a protein of 80 amino acids. The record is from RefSeq and is a predicted model, not a curated record.